AUGUCCCACCGCCUCGGCCGCGUCGUCAGCGACCUCAGCCACAGCAACUCCCGCCGUGAAGCAGCGGGCCAGCAUGGCCUCCGCCACCACCAGAGCACGACCACGGCGAGCAACACCGACGGCCGCGGCAACGCCGGCAGGACCAGGCAGAGGCUCGCGUUCCUCUUCUCCGGCGUUGUCGCCUGGACAAGGAGCGAGAGCAGCGGCGAAACGGGCAGCAGCAGCAGGGAGAAGAACAGGAAGCAGCAGCAGCAGCAAACUGUCAGUGGCGGCGGAAGAGCCGGCGCCAGGCGCCGAGGCCUCGACAUAGUCCUGGCGCUGCGGAAGUACGUGUCGAUGGUGGAGCAGCUCUUCGCGUCCUACUCCGGCGGCGGCGGCAGCGCCCGCCGGGACGGGGACGCGCGGGACGUGCGGCGGCGGAGGCCGCACACGUUCACCUACGCCCACGGCAGCGGCGGCGGCGCCUCACCGUCGUCCAGCAAGCGGCACAAGCAGGGGAGACUGUCGUCGGCGCCCGCGUCGCUGCGGGGGUCGCCCGCCAACAGCGGCCACCUCGCCGUGGGGGAGUCAGUGGCUCGUAAGGCCUCGACGCCGUCGGAGGUGAGCACGAUGGAGGAGCUCCACAGCGCCAUCCAGGCCGCCAUCGCGCACUUUUCUGAACUUUUUGUACGAUAG
Molecule: messenger RNA, 675 nt
Organism: Panicum virgatum (switchgrass)
Lineage: Eukaryota; Viridiplantae; Streptophyta; Magnoliopsida; Poales; Poaceae
Product: probable BRI1 kinase inhibitor 1
Exons: 2
Coding region: 1-675 (224 amino acids)
Cellular component (GO): plasma membrane
Molecular function (GO): kinase inhibitor activity
Source: RefSeq, a predicted model, not a curated record